AUGACGACAAUGUCAGAUCUUUCUGUGGAUUUGGUAGGGGAGAUACUCUCUAGGGUUCCGCUAACAUCUCUGAGCGCAGUGCGAUGUACUUGCAAAUCGUGGAACACUUUAUCUAAGCAUCAGAUUUUUGGUAAAGCAGAAUUAGCAGCGACUAAGCAGUUUUUGGGGUUCACUGUGAUGGAUUAUAAGGUUUGUUCCUUGAGAUUCGAUCUCCAAGGAAUCCGCAACGACGGUGAUGACUUUGUUGAUCACGGUAAAUCCGGUUUAAAAAUAAGGAAUAAAGCGGUUAAGAAAAAUCACGGUAACGGACUUCACCGGAAAACUGGCCGAUGCCACAUUGUCGAAAGAAGUGAACUUAACCAAGUUGAAGUAUAUGACGUCUUUCACUCCGACGGCUUAUUGCUAUGCGUUACCAAGGACCACUGGAGGCUCGUGCAUGUCCACAAUACUCAGAAAUCUAUGAUUUUAACUCCAGUUCAUGGAGGCUGGUUGAGAUCAAUCCCGUCUGCAGAAAGAUUUGGACCGCAUCUUCCUCUGCCGGUUCACUCUUAUGAUGACGUGACUCUAUCUUGUGUCAGACAAGAGCAGCUUGCUUUGUUAUAUGGGAACAACGAGACAGAUGAUUCAUUAGAGAUUUGGAUUACAAAUCAGAUUGAUCCCAAUGCAGUGUCGUGGAGCAUAUUUUUGAAAGUGGAUAUCAAACCGCUUAUUGGUUUUCCAAAAGACUUCGAUCCUGGGAGCUUCUUCAUUGACGAAGAGAAGAAAGUCGUUGUGGUUUACGAUUUGGACGGACAUUUAUAUAGUACCAAGAAGAACUGUGCCUACCAAAGGCUUUACAUCAUUGGAGAAGAUGGAUACUUCACAUCUGUAAAAAUCAAAUGCUCUGACUCACCUGAAUUCUCUGCUUAUGCUCCAAGUUUAGUGACAUACAAACCAACCAACUACGCAAAAUGA
Messenger RNA from Arabidopsis thaliana (thale cress), 954 nucleotides. It is a transcript of the gene EDA1, whose product is annotated as F-box associated ubiquitination effector family protein. Bases 1 to 954 code for a protein of 317 amino acids. The record is from RefSeq and is marked reviewed. NCBI's taxonomy places the organism in Eukaryota, Viridiplantae, Streptophyta, Magnoliopsida, Brassicales, Brassicaceae. The transcript is spliced from 3 exons.